Gasterosteus aculeatus aculeatus (three-spined stickleback) is the source of this 4533-nucleotide messenger RNA. RefSeq names its product forkhead box i1 (gene foxi1). Gene Ontology annotation, molecular function: DNA-binding transcription factor activity, RNA polymerase II-specific; RNA polymerase II cis-regulatory region sequence-specific DNA binding. The record is from RefSeq and is a predicted model, not a curated record. NCBI's taxonomy places the organism in Eukaryota, Metazoa, Chordata, Actinopteri, Perciformes, Gasterosteidae. Gene Ontology annotation, biological process: regulation of transcription by RNA polymerase II; anatomical structure morphogenesis; cell differentiation.
AUUGUAAGUCGGAUAAGAGCGUCAGUUAAAUGACAUGUAAUAUAAUGUAGAAGGCAUCGUCUGUCUAGGAUUUUUCCCUGAAGGAAAACGUGUAAUAAUUUUGUAAUAUUUAGAAUAUUUAAUUGUUGUAUUUAAAAUGUACAACACUGACAUGAAUCGUCAUUUCAAGCUAGCUUGUAUUAUUUAUACUUUAGAAGUAUAUUUCUGGGCAGAGUAGCAACAUAUGGAUAUAAAUGACUCCUUACGUUCCUUUUUUCUUUUACACCCAUAUGAUUAGAAACAUCACUUCGGAAGUGUGAUAAAAGAUUCAAAGAUAAUUCACCGCUUUAUACUGUUGGAAAGGUUUAAGGAUGUGGCAUCAUCUCCGGCUGUGGCAUCUAGGCCACUGCCGGAGAUGCCGAGGAGUGAGCUUUCUUUCAAAGUAUUCACCAGUUUUUAUUGUCCCAUGCCUCUCUGCAUUCAUUAGCACUCAAACUGCGUUUGUGUUUUCUUUGUUACCGUGUUCCACCACUGGGGGGAGACUGUGAGCAGCACCUGGCUGCAUGCAGGGAUCAUUUUGUUUACGCAGUCAGAAUUAAUGACUUUAUCGAGGGGGCCUCUCAUGAUGCCAUUGGCCCUAACAGCAUUUAAUAAUCUGCUAAUUACACCAACAGCGGAUGUCAAACACAUACGGCCACAUGAUUACAGCAAAGGUUGUACGCAGAAAACAAACCUUAUCAACACGGAGUGUCUGUGUCGAUUGGGUUUGGCUAUUAUCCCAGCGGUGUAAUGUGCUAAUAGACGAUAUAUACCAAAUGGACAGGUAGCAGACGUGUGGCUGGUUGGCCCCCUCACCUGCAGCGGUGGGUUUCUCUGUGCCUCUCAGCCUGAAGGGGCCCGUGGCGCUCGGCGCUGCUUCUCCGACCUCGCCGGGAUUGACUUGAUCUCCUGGAGAAAAGCUCCCAUGACCUCAGCGAGCUUGAGGAAACAGGGGACGAAGACCCACAUGACAGAGCAACAAUAGACCCCAUCCCCCCCCCCUCUCUCACACACACACACACACAGUGAGCACUUUUUGAAUUAUCACUUGAGGUUGUUGAGCCACAUUUGACUUAAUCUGAGAGGAAAGACAGGAUGGACAAACUGUGACUGGUGGCUGCUUAAUUAACUCUAAUAUUAAAUAAAGUAAGUAUUGCUAGUUAAAUAAAAUAAGUUCUGUUUUUCUCUUACGGUAACAAGUCAAAGGGACCCCCCAUACCUUGGCAGCACAGAGGUCCCACUAUGUGCUCAUUCGGGUGUCCGACUGAGCGGGCUCAUCGUUACAGAUGCAAGCGUCCUCUCGGCAGUAAUUAGCUGUACCGGGAGUGACACCCGACAGGUUGUGCUGUUUUCAUAUGGGGGGUUAAAUGCCACAGCCUCCCCCUGUGGAGUCCGUCGCCUGCCGCUGCUGUACAGCCUGUGGUGGUCGGGACAACACCUUGGAGCCAAACAAUUACACGAAGGUCAUGGAGAGGAGGAAUGUUCUGGCGAUUAGUGCAGCAGUCCGGCUGCAACCUGCAGGGCCACAGCAGCUCUUCACCGGGGGGACGACCACCGGGGCGACGGGUCAGCUCACAUUCUGGAUGCACUCGUUGAGUGCAAAGGCAGCAUGUUUUCAAAAUAGUGUAUCACACACAGUUGAUUGCAUGCCGUAACAACUUCAUGACGUGUAGUAAUUAUUAUUAUUAUUAUGUGUUAAUAGAUCAGAAGAGUGGGAAGGUUUGUAGAGCGACUGGCAUCUUCUCAUUCCAAACUCGCACCAUUUGCCUGCCAGUGGUCGACACGUCACACGUCACAGCCGUUUUUUUCCUUUGACGGUUAUGUGUAAAAUCAGUGUAGGUAAAUGUAAAUCUUUGUGACGCCAUGCUUACUGUAUACAAACGUACUCCACAGUGGACGGGGGUUGAUUCCAUUUUAAUCAUAAAGUCAGAGAAGCACUUUUAUGGGAUGCAGAUGAUUUGGUGUCUUUAUUAUGUUUCUCCUAUUACCUUCCACAGUAGUUAAAGGUCCCCUUUUUAAUUCUAAAUGUUAAUGAUCUGGACAAUUUAAAUCCCAAUUUGACUGAUCUUUAUAAGAAGCUGAAAUUUUAAAAAAGAAAAAAAUAUUGUCAUUUGUCAUAUUGUGAUUUUUUUCAAAUAGUCCUGUGCAGUCAAAAAAUGGUAACGACGAGGCACAUCAUUGUCUUUGGGAACCUGCUGGGUGUUUCUUCCACGGGUCACUUGUUGACAUUAAACUUCCGGCACUUAGGAAGCGUUUUUUUUUGCCAAAAAAUUUCUUUCAAGAGAAGGUGGUUCUUUACUCCACGACAACUCGUGCAUCAUAGUUGACUCUAUAUUUUUUAUCAAACCUUUUACGACCUCCUCUACAUGCUGGUAAAAUGCAUUUUAGACAUUCAUUUAUUUAAUUUUUAAUUUAAUUUAUUUAGAUUGACGGUGAUCUGAACGUGCCAGAUAUACUUAUUCAUCAAAUUAUGAAAUAAUAGAAAUUAUAUCACGCAAAAAAACAUCCAAAAUACAUAUAGAAACCGUAAGGGUUAUGGAUAUUUACUUUACGAUAUUUACUAAAUAAUAGUGCCGUCGAUCCACGUUUUAAUUCAAAGCCGAUUCUAAAUAUACAGACGUAAUUACAUUACGUCAUUUAGCUGACUUACAAUAAGUGCAUUUCAACCAUACGGAUACAAACCCAGAAGAACAAGAAAGUGCAAUUUCAUCAAAAAUUCAACCCAAGCUCCGGUGCGCAUUUACGCACGGGAACAAGUUGCAAGUCCCUAACCGACUGAGGUAAGUAAAAUAACAUAACGCUCAGCAUGGCAGUUAGAGGGAGUAUCGUGCCUCAUUGAUAGGGAAAUCUGGGUCAACAUAGACAGAAAAGAGGGGUGUGACCAUCCCAAAAGUUUUCAAUGGGCUACCUGUAGCGCCGCGCAUAAAUACUCCUCCCUCUGAGGAUGAGUCCAGUCCUGAGGGAAAGACACAGAAACCAGUUCAGGUAUUUGGAAUCAGCUCGAGGUGGAUUAUGAACGCGUUUGGACACCAAGCAUCGAACCAGCAGACCAGCCCCAUUCAGCCCCACAGCGCGCAGGAGCUCCUGGACAUGGCCGUGUACUGCGACAACUACGGUGUGUACCAACAGAACCUCGCCCACCACCACCACCCGCAGAGGCCGCCGGCGCACCCCACCAGCUACGGCCUCGGAGACUACACCUCCCCGUCCGCCAACCCGUACCUAUGGCUGAACGGACCGGGCAUCAACUCCUCUCCUUACCUGCCCGGGAACAACGGCACGUCCUACAUCCAGUCGGGAUACGGGUCGAACCAGAGGCAGUUCUUGCCGCCGCCCAGCGGGUUCGGCGGCGCGGAUCUGGGCUGGUUGUCCAUAUCCAGCCAGCAGGAGCUCUUCAAGAUGGUCCGACCGCCUUACUCCUACUCGGCGCUGAUCGCCAUGGCCAUUCAGAACGCGCAGGACAAGAAGUUGACCCUCAGCCAGAUCUACCAGUACGUGGCGGAAAACUUCCCGUUCUACAAGAAGAGCAAAGCCGGCUGGCAGAACUCCAUCCGCCACAACUUGUCCCUGAACGACUGUUUUAAGAAGAUGGCACGGGACGAGGACGACCCCGGCAAAGGAAACUACUGGACGUUGGACCCCAACUGCGAGAAGAUGUUCGACAACGGGAACUUCCGGAGGAAGCGCAAGAGGAGAGCCGACAUCUCCGCGUCCGACGGCUCCGCGCCGCCCGUCAAGCCCUCAGACGGCCCGCACAAGCUCUCCGACACCGGCAGCCUCCUGAGCUCCCCCCCGCCCAGCCUGCACGGAUCCCCGGCCUCCACGGAGCCUAAGUCGCCGCCGUCUCCGUCCUCCGCGGGGCACGACAGCCCGUGUUACAGCAGCUUCGUGUCCAGCGUGAACUCGCUGCUGGCGGGCGGCGAGGGGCCCCGGGCCGCGGCGGAGCGGGACUACGGCUCCUCCGGGUACCUCGGGGGGGGGCUGUCCGGACCGGGCUCCUACUCGCCCACUUUAAUCGCCCCUCUGAACUCUGACAACAACAGAAUGAACUAUUACACGUCGGUGCAGAGCCUCAGCAACCAUUUUAGUGUGAAUAACCUGAUGUACAGCCGGGAGGGGACCGAGGUGUAGUCUCACUUCACGUUUACUCUUUGUUCAUUAUUAGUCAUUUUAGGGGUUUGUAGGCCUCAGUAAAACUAGCACUGGAAUUGAACUGUUAUUUCCUUUUUCUUCUUUACAACAACCCUUUCUUUUUUGGGAACUACCGCUUCUCCAAUACGGUUUGUCCAAACAUUUGUAGAAAAAUUCACGAAUCAACCCACGGAAAUCUAUCCUUUAACUCAUGGAUAUGUUUGUGUUUUUAUAUGCCCGUCUUGAAGAAGAAGAAGAGGAAGACACCUAUGUACAGAAAUUAUUUUCAUAAGAAGAUGUGACAUGUAUUUUAGACUGAGUUUUGUUUUGUGUUUUAUUUUAAAAAACACAUGUCAAUGUUUGAAUAAAAGUCAUUUAUUUUAA